This is a messenger RNA of Penicillium cinerascens, 741 nucleotides long. RefSeq lists its product as uncharacterized. Lineage: Eukaryota; Fungi; Ascomycota; Eurotiomycetes; Eurotiales; Aspergillaceae. The record is from RefSeq and is a predicted model, not a curated record. The transcript is spliced from 3 exons. Bases 1 to 741 code for a protein of 246 amino acids.
AUGGCCUCCGCCAUCACGAUCUUUCGUCUCUUCGCGUUAUCCGCUGCUUUGGGGCAGGUGACUGCUACCUUCAGUCUCAAUACUUCUGGUCCUAGUUGGGACUAUACAACCAAGGUCUUAGCAAACACAACGUCACAGGCCUGCAAGGACGCUUACAGCGCUAAUAUCAACUGCGAUGAAACCCUCCUCGAGAUCGUGGCGUCUAUGAAUCCUAACUUCAACCCGCAACCUUCGGACUUCCAGGCUAUGUGCACCACGACAUGCAGUGAUUCAUUAUCCCAGUAUGUCAAGAACGUCAAGGCCGCAUGCGACACGGACGGCGAUCUAGCCGGGGUUGCCAAGGGGAAUACGUAUGUUUAUCAGGCUCCCGUGGCCAGCGUGGGCGAGGUUUUCCAGUACAAAUACGGCCAAUCCUGUGCCAAGAGCGGGUCUGAUUACUGCUAUUUGACCUAUCCCAACAGCUCCGAUUGGGCCAGAGCCGACUUCCCAUGUAGCGACAAGUGUGCAGUCCAGUUCUUCCAAAACGCACAUGAGCAACCCGGCUCGGCAUAUUUCUUUGACUACUUUGCUCUUUGUAAUCAAACAACCUGGUGGGAGCAUAUUUUGGCCGGUGGUUGGGAGACCGUGGUUCAAUGCGGCGAUGGUGGAAGCGAUCUAAGCUCCCAUCAAAGCGGCUAUUUCUACGACUUCAACAUCAACUGCAGCGAUGACAACCGCCGCAUCGGUUCGGUCUACCUCUAA